Trypanosoma grayi is the source of this 2811-nucleotide messenger RNA. RefSeq names its product putative protein kinase-like protein. NCBI's taxonomy places the organism in Eukaryota, Euglenozoa, Kinetoplastea, Trypanosomatida, Trypanosomatidae. The coding region runs from base 1 to 2811 and encodes 936 amino acids. The transcript has a single exon. The record is from RefSeq and is a predicted model, not a curated record.
AUGCACUCGUGGGAGUCAGCACUGUCAUGUUAUGAAUUUUUACGCAAACGGCGUCUUCCCGUUUCGGAUGAGGCUGUAAUGUCUCUUUAUCUUUCAUUGCGAGAUGCGGCAGACGGAUGCACGGGUGGAUGCGCGCCAACAUGGGAGAUGAUACACCCGUUUUAUUCGCUGAGACUUAAUGACGCGGAUGGACCAUUUUGUGUGACGAAUGACGCGCGUACGCCUACCGAGACGCGAAGGGAAGGGGCGUCGCAAAGACCACCAUCUCCUUUGGCUUUCCUCAUGUCCAGCAUCCAGCAUCAAGGAACUCUGCGCCCGCUCUACCAUCGACUCCGUUUCAUUUUACAGGUCACUGAUUCCCCUGUGGCACGGAAAUCAGGGAGCUGCGAAUCCGGUGGGGUAAAUAAUGACAACAAUAUCGGUAGUGGCGGUGAAAACACCUCACUUAAGCUGUCACCUCCUUUCUUCGAUGCAUUCCCUGCACUUACCGCUCCCUGUGCCAUUAUCAAUAUAUCUCUGCGACACAAUAUCCGCAAGGAGAGAUGGAUAGAUGCAUUGCGAACAAUUCACAAUAUGCAUUUCUACAACCUUAUUGAACCGUACUUGAAGGAUCUUUCCAGGGUGCGCUCGCGGAGUGAUACAGUUGCUUUGCUCGCCGCCGUUAAUCAUGAUGCAUACUACCGAGCCUGUGUAGAAACACCUUCCAUGGUGCUUUUGAUGGACGCAUUACUGGUACGUUGGGAAUCGUUCUGGGACACAUUAAAAGGAACAACAGAGGCACAGCGUAUUCUGACAGGUCUACUUUCACCACCUCUUCCCUCCUCUGAUGUUGCUGGUGAGGGCUGCAAGGUGUCCAAGACACCAGAAUGUGCCACGUAUAAGGAGUCUGGCAUUGAAUUCGAAGAACAUGACAUCGACACCAAUCCUCUCUUGAUGCGCCCCGAGUUGGAGGAGAGCAGUCUGGAGGUGUUGCAUUUCGUCGGUCUCACUUCUGGCCUCCAAUCGUGUGCACAUGAAAUGCAGUUGUAUGAGAACCAGGAGAUCUACCAUCGCCUCACAGAGGCAACUACACGCAUAGCAGACUUUGCACUAUGUCGUCGUUUACUUACAGCGUGGACAAGUACAUCUCACAAUGAUUUGCCAGAAGCGGAGAGGCGCACUCUUCCCACCGUCGUCACAAAACAACUGCUGCUUACACGCUUGCUUCUUCGAGCUCCGUCGUGCGAAGUUGCAUUGCAGGUAUUGGGCGAGUGGCCUACACUUUAUUUUGGUAAAGUUUCUCACUCAUUGACACCAGAAACUGUGACGACAGCAUUGCGCUGUCCAGAAGUGGUUGCAGCCUUAGCGACCCGGCUACCACCUUCGGUAUUUUUUCAGGAAAUCGUGAAGGAUCGUCUGGCGCGGUCCAGCAUCAUCCUUGGUGGUCCUGCACGAGAGCUGGUGCGGGAGGCCCUCCACCGUGGCAGGUUUUUUAAUGAAGCAGAGGAGUUUUGGAUGUGCCAAGUUCAACUGGAGCUGGGGGCGUUGUGUGAUUCGGAAGGGCCAAAUCACACAGGGAGCAGCUUUACAGCGAUUGCAGAGACGUUUCUAUCACAACAGUUCUCUGUGAGUCAAAAAGCACGAUUUGUCUCCGGUCUCCUACGCCGUGUGGGUGAACCGCGGUAUGCAUAUGUUGUGGAUGCCCUACUUUGCACGAUGGUUCAUGGGACAGUACAUAAUAGUACAGUUUUGCCUCCAGAGGAGGGAAUUCCACUGUUGCUAGCCCAGGUGAUGCAAAUGUGGAUCACGGAGGACCACCGCCCUGGGGAUGCAGCGGUCUUGCUUCGUCAGGUUAUCCAUGCGCUUGAGAAGGAAGAACCGGGACCACCUAAGCACCACACUGAGGCUUCAGGAGAGGAGAUUUCUGUUAUACGAUCAAAUUGCAGUAUGCCACAUGUCGUUAAUACAUUUUUCAAAGCAGUGGCGCGACUUGGCCUUGACGAAAGUGACAACUCACGUAAGGGAAGAGAAUCUGAAACGGCCCUACAGUGGUUAAAGUUACUAUCGGAGGUGCCUCCGACCCUGUUUGAAGAGGAGACACUUGUAGUGUGGCUUUUCUGGGCAAUGCGGGCGCUGGUGCAGUGGGAGGACUUGCCGCACUAUACCGUGGCUUCCGAAGUGCAGAAAGAGCUCACGGAAAAGGUUCUCAGUGCAGUCCGAAACCUCAGUAGGUCACUUGAAAACUGUGAGACGAAUGCUGUACUUCCACCCAUGAUACUAAACUGGCUAGCGUCGUGCACUGGAAUUCCUUGGAGCGUCGCGACAGCAUGGAUUGCCAGGAAUGCGGGCGCUGAAACGUCUCAAGGACGUCGAUUUGCUUUCAUCCGCUUGCCCCUCGGCCCCGCAGCUUUUGAAACCUUCACGGAUCCACAAUCAAGAGAGAAAGCUCUGUUGGCAGUGGAGAAUGAACUACAGUUAGGUCUGCGAUCCAAAAAAUUGUACGGGUGGCGAUCCACUUCACGAGGCAGUGAUGAUGUUGAACAGGAAGUUCGAGAGCUAUUCAAUACUAUACGGUUUACAUUACUCCACGCGUGGUAUUGCAAUGCCCUGCAUACACAACAAACAGAAAAAGAAGAGAAGAGGGCGUAUAUUGCACGCGCACAACCUUCUGUAGAGCCCCAUGAACAAAAGCAACACAUGAAGAGAAGAUGCAAAACACCCAACAAACAUGUGCUAUAUUCGUUACAGGAAACACUACGAGUUUUGUGGGAAGAAGUGCCACCAGACCACACCGCCGCGUGCCCUAUACAUUCUCAGGGAAAAGGCUGUUGA